Messenger RNA from Cygnus olor (mute swan), 5592 nucleotides. RefSeq lists its product as uncharacterized. The coding region runs from base 2605 to 3531 and encodes 308 amino acids. The record is from RefSeq and is a predicted model, not a curated record. The transcript is spliced from 2 exons. Lineage: Eukaryota; Metazoa; Chordata; Aves; Anseriformes; Anatidae.
CCCGGGAUGUGGCAAAGCGGCCAGGAGGCACGGGCAGGGGGCUCUGCCCCGACAGCAGCUGAGAUUUUGGACGUGUAACCACGGUUUUGGAAAGGAGGCAGCCCCUGGGGGGGCUCGGAGAAGGGCCCACUGCCCAGCACCGGUGCCUGCAGGCAGGGACCUACGUGGUGUUGCGAGUUGAGAACUCCCAGUGUGGGAUCACAGACGGGGUUAGAGAGAGGCGCAUAAAAAAGAACAAAAAAAAGAAAGGGAGAAACGGUUCUGUUCGGAACGAGGCAGAUAAGAAGAAAGAAACAGAUCGAUCAAUCGCUGAUCCAUCGAUCAAUCACCAAUCGAUCGAUCCGUUGUUUGCUUCACGGUGAAAAUUUUCCAGCCGAGUUGUUAGUCUGGCACAUGCCCACACUUUGCCGAUUGCAGACUGGAUUUUAACCCGAGUACGUUGGAAUUAAUGCAUGGAGAAUACUGAUGGUGUACUUGAGCAGGGCCGCACGUGUCUUUUAAGGCGUCGGAUGGUGGAAGCGCAAAUAGCGGAGCGUUUUGGGGGCUUGCGAGCGAGGGGCUGGAGAGACGGAGCCGAGUCCUGCUCACCACCCAAAAGGUGACCACCUACGGCCCCCGGUGCCUGGGGGGGAGGCUCUCUCCAGCGGGAGAGCUUCGUCAUGCCCUUGGAGUUGAGCGCCGUGCCGGGAGGCUGCUCCCCUCCAAUGCCCUCCCUCAGGAUGCUCAGCACAGCCCGGCGUUGGUGGCUGUGGAUAUAUGGAUUUAUGGAUUUAUGGAUAUAUGAGUGGAUUUUGACUUUUUGAACCAAUACACAGUGCCCUAACGCUCGCGGCGCUGGGUGCACCCGGGCUGCUGCUCCCUGUUGCUUGCGGCACGGUUCUGGCCCCGGCGCCUUUGCUGGGCACCAAGGGGAAGGGCAGUGGGUCCCUCCAACCCCUCUGAGCCUAACUACCCCUUGUUAAUUAGCGGGUCUCUUCCCACUCCCCCAUCAGUCAAUGCAGUGUAAAAGGGGCUUUGACAAAACGUGGAAGGCGUUGGGCGGCACAAACGGCCACGCCGCAUCGCCCACCCGGCACAACCAGGCUCUGACGUGGUGCCGAUGGCCGUCCCCGUGCCUCGUGCCGGGAAGUCACCGAGCGUCCGCCCAUGGCCAAGCAGCGGCAUGCCCGACCCAAGGAGGAGGAAUUGAGCUCGAGCUGAAAUCCUCGGGCUGCUUCGGCAAAGCCGAGGGGCGUAGCUGGCUGCGGCAACCCUGUGGCAGUGACUCACGGUGGGAGAGGAUGUGACCACUGAUUCAGGGCUGGAAACAUCAACAACUUGCACGGAAGGAAGGGAGAUAGGAGGGAGUCCAGCUCACAUUUCCGUGCCUGAAAUGGGCGGCCCCACUGCUGGCAGCGACCCGGCCGGUGCUGAUGCAGGGUUCGCUGGGCUGGGGACGGGGCGGUUGUGGCCUCCCUGAGCCACCGCUGAGCCAGGCAGGGCAGGGUAGCACAUGGAGAGAUUCUGCUCGUCCCCAUGUCCCCGUCCCCGUCCUACCUGCAGUGAGCCCUGGCUGUCCUGCGAUGCGCGCUCACAGCAAGGAUGGCCUCGUGCCCAGAGACGCAGGCAACCAGCCCCCAGUGAAAUCCCUGCAUCUCGCAUACCGGAACAGCUAAUGGAAGAAUUUAGUCCUUUAUUAGCUGCUAAUGAACUCGACCCAUAGUUUAACAGCCUUUGUGUAGACUGGAUGCUGGGACGAUUUGUUUUCCCAGCUUGGAUUUCCAGUAGCUGCGUAUUUUUUUGCGGUGGACGCAGGAUACAUCAAAAGCACCCGAUAAACAUCGCCGCAGGAAAAAGCAGCGUGUGGCCCCGAGCUGGAGCGGCCCCCUGGGUGCGAGCAGGCCAGGCAGGAGCAGAAGUGUUCAGAUCUCGUGUUAAAAAACGACGACAGUCGCUUCUGUAGCACCUGGGUCUUCUGAAGGGUCUGCGCAGGGAUCGGGGUCCUGCUGCAGGUGCUGGGUGCUGCCAGGGUGCUGCGGUUCUGCACCACGACUCCUCACUGCUCCAAAAACUGACCCCAAAUCCCCACUUGUUGCUUUCUUUUGCAUAAGAUAAGGCCGUGGUCCAAGAAACAGCUGAGAAACAGGGCCUUUCUGCCCUUGUGGCUGUGUCCUUCUUGCUGUCCUCAGACACCCUGUUCGCUCUGCUCAGCCCUGAUGUUGCAGUUUUCCUCCCCGACGAUGUGUUGAUUCAUAACAAACAGCUACCAAAAUAUCCUCUUGCUGCAAAAGCAGAACAACAAACACCCUCGGUUUAUUUAUGCAUUUAACACCCCCCCUUUCACGCCCCCCUGCAUCAUUUUGCCUCUGGAUAUCAAGUGUGAAACUGCUGCUCAGGAAGACGAAGCGAGUUUAAUUAGGGCACGUGUUUUUCCUUGUCUUUGAGGACAAUUACAGCAGUGCUGUUUGGAAAGGGUAAGCUCAGGGGGGACAUCGGACUUUGCAGGGUUCGGGGCUCAGGGUGGCAGCGAGGUGGCUCCCGCAGGGGGCUCCCGGCUCUGCCCACCCCCAGCAGCUCGGGGUUGGCAACGUGGGGCUGGAAGGGGCUGGGAAAGGCAGCAGAGGGAUGGGGAAGGGUUUACCUGUAACGGUGAGCGGGUCGGGCUGGGGCCGUGACCUCUUCGGAGCGAGAUCCCACAGCCCCCGAGCUGCUGGAGGAGGUCUCAAACCCUGGCAAAGCUGGAGCCCGCCCGGCAUGGACAGCAAGAGGGCUUGGGCUGGAUGGGGCUGGAUGAGAGUGAGACAUUUGGGGACCUGGGGGCGAGGCAGGUCCGCAGCCAACCCCUCCAGCCCGCGGAAGGGCCAGGAGCAUCCCAAAGACCUCCGGAGACGCAGCCCAGAGCGAUGCCCAGCAGCAUUUCCAGCACCUUUCUUCCCAACCUCACCUCACCUCCGAAUCGAGCUAGCGCGGGUGUCAGCCCCGUGCUCCUCCUGCAAUGUUUUCCCUUUUAACCACGACUUUCCUCCCGGAGGCCCAGAUUUAUUUCACAUCUCUUACUUAACGGUGUGCGAGGGGGGAGGAGAUCAGCCUGCCAGUGAAACUCGUGGCGUGCCAAUGGAGGGGGCAGCUCAAGAGCAAAAAUUCGAGAGGCAGGAGAGGUGGGAAACUGCAACCCGACGAUCCCAGGGUGGUCAGGGGCUGGAGGGAGCAGUGGGAUGGGAAACGGCGACCUGGCGGGGCUGGAAACCACUUGCAGUGCUUGGCCGAUGGCCAGGGAUUUCGGAGCCGGCUUCAAUUCCCCUGGUGCAGCCGGGUCCCGGCACCCAUGGGUGCCACCACUCCGGGCAGAGGCGCCGGGUGCGGGGCAGCGUCGCUGGCGGGGGCAGAACCCAGCAGAGCCCCGCUUCGCCCAGCACCGGGCAGAUAAAGAACCAUGCGUGGAGCAAAAUGCUUCACUCCCGAGGUGUUUAUAAAGUCCUUCUGUUACAAAGAAAGGCUGAGUUGGGAAGAAAAGGGACUUAUUUUUAUUUCAGGGGGCCCAAACUAGUUUGAUGUUUGCUAAAUGAACUUUCUCCACAGUUUUGAUUCUGAAAAAACAAACACAACACUCUCCCAACAAUUGAGCCGAACGCAUUAGCAAAGUGUUUCAAUGGCACAUUUGCAUUUUGCUCUGAAAAAAAAAAAAAAGAAAAGGCAGCUUUGGUGCAAAAAUUUCACCCGGGCUCAGCAUCCUGCAGUGGCAUCGCCUCCCUUUCUCUCCAAACCACGACUUUGCCCUUUGCCUUCCAGCACCUGGGGACGGAGAAGAGCGAGGGGUGUCCUCCCAGCGGCAGCUCCUUCUUGUCCCCGCUCCUUGAGCAGACGCCGGCUGCGAUUCCAGGGCUUUUCCCUUUUGCACGGAGCCUGCAGAAGCCGUGGCCGGCCGUGCCGAGGAGAGGAGCAGGGCUUUGAAUGGCCGAGGCUCCCCCACGUCGCCCCCGCGAGCGCGGAACAAUGCGAGCCGAGCCACAAAAAGCCGAGAGCCUCCCACCUCCUACCCAGGGCCCUGCUGGUUCCUUUUCAGCUCGGCGGUUUCUCCAUGAGAAAAUGCCCUGGGAAAGCGAGUCUUCGGGGCGGGGGGGCUUUUGUUCGUGAUGCCCUAGACCCGAGCCGCAGCUUUUCCUUCCUAAGACGUCAGAGGAAGGCCCCUGGGAGCUGCUUCUCCCCAGCCGGCGUUAUAUGGCCACCAGGAGGCAAAUGAAUAACCCCACAAAACGAUCUCGUGCAUCCAUCGGCACGGCAGAAAGCCCUGAAAGAGACGGGGGCGAAGCCCAGGGGCUAAGAACCGAGGCGGGGCCGUUGUCACGCCAGUGCUGACCUCCAAAGAGACCCAGGGAGGACGGGCAGCCCGGGGACGGGUGCUUUGGGACGGACGGGGUGCGUGGCUCCAGCAGGUGCUAUAAGGAUGUAGGAACGCCGGCGUGAGGUCCCCGGCUCGUAGUGUGCAGCCCAGGGCAGGAGCCUGCGGGUUCCCAAGGUGAGCACCCAAACCCCAGCGCUUCUCCCCGAUGUGCGCCUCUGGUUUGGAAAGCCCCCAGGGUUUUGUGUCGGGCUUGGGCCAAACCUGCGCUCGCCGGGAAGCCAAAACCGGGGAGAUGGCGAAAGGAAAGGCUUGGGAGUUGGCUUCGCUUGGGAGAGGCCGGUGGAAUCCCAACCACCGCGGUACCAGGAGCAAACCUUCCACGGCUGGCAGGAGACGGAGCUGCCCAACAGGAACAUUGGAGCCCGCUGGCUAAACAACAGCCAGGCCUGGACACCUUGCCGGGCUCGGCUCCUGUCCCCUGCCUCCAGCAGCCCCACCUUCGAGGACUGCAGCGCUACCGGGCGUGAAUCCUACAGGGAGAGCAGCAAAACGUGUCAGCUUCCGAGAAGCGCGGAUGCAGGCGAUGGGCUGGAAGCCCCGCCAGCACCCGGCCCUUCGCAAACAAUGCCCGACGGCCCCGAGCGAGGAAGGAAGCGGUCCCUAACGGUGUGCGUGGGAACCCUGCCCCGUGCCCUGACCCCGUUAGUGUCACACCGGAGCCCCGGCGCGGCUCCGCGGCGCACGGAGCAUCAAUCCUUCAGCACUGCGGGGAGGUUUUCGGGUGGACGGGCGCCCGAGCUUGGGAUGACCUUGCUUCAGGGAAUGAAGCCAGAGAAAUGAGCCCAAGUUCAAGCACUUUUCGUCCACAGCAGCUCUGCAGAGCUCUCAGGGAACGGGAGGUUCAGUCCCAUCUAUUUACAGGAAGGCAGGAGAUAAGGGAGAGCCCUGCUCCUUGGCAGCAGACGCUCGCAGGAGCCAGGCAUCCAGGCUGCUGACGUCUGUUCUGCCUCUUAACCUGUGCUGCUCUCGCAGUUCCCGGACCUAAAAUAAAAGGAAAUUUGGAAAAAGAAACAACAAAAAAAUCCUCCUUGCCUCUCCUGGCUGCACCCCAGGAGCCCCUUCUGGUCCAGCUCCGCACCCCCGAGAGCAGCACCUCUGCUCCCAGCUCCGCUCCAGAAUUGCAACGCUCUGUUUCUUUUCAAAUCCAGCUUGUUUUGUUACUGCUAGAGUAACUUCGAUGAGGAAAUCACGACACUUUUUCAGCUCACAAC